Molecule: messenger RNA, 1467 nt
Organism: Aspergillus tanneri
Lineage: Eukaryota; Fungi; Ascomycota; Eurotiomycetes; Eurotiales; Aspergillaceae
Gene: UBA4
Product: HesA/MoeB/ThiF family protein
Exons: 3
Coding region: 1-1467 (488 amino acids)
Biological process (GO): tRNA wobble position uridine thiolation; protein urmylation
Cellular component (GO): cytosol; cytoplasm
Molecular function (GO): adenylyltransferase activity; thiosulfate-cyanide sulfurtransferase activity; URM1 activating enzyme activity
Source: RefSeq, a predicted model, not a curated record
AUGGACGACCUCGACCACAGGUGCGCAUCCCUGCGCGCCCAGAUCGUUGCCACAGAAACCCAGCUCGCCGGAUUAAAACGCGAGCUGGAGAACGCAGAGCAGACCGCCACUAAUAUCAGACAGAGUGUCGAGAACUCCGGCAUUUCAGCCGCCACGGACAAGAACAGAGAAAAGAGGAGGUGGCCCCUGCUAGACGAGGAAUAUCGGCGGUAUGGGAGACAAAUGAUUGUGCCGCAAUUGGGGUUGCAAGGCCAACUGAAACUCCGAGCUGCUAAAAUUCUCAUUGUGGGUGCGGGAGGGCUAGGAUGUCCGGCGGCGCUGUAUCUUGCUGGUGCCGGCGUGGGCACGAUUGGUUUGGUUGAUGGGGACACGGUUGAGUCGUCGAAUCUCCACCGGCAGGUUUUGCAUCGGAGUAGGAACGUUGGGAAGUUUAAGGUGGAUAGCGCGAUUGAGUAUCUGCAAGAGUUAAACCCCCAUCCUACAUAUAUCCCUCAUAGAGCGCAUCUCACGCCUCAAGAGGCCCCGGAAAUCUUCGAAAACUAUGACCUAAUUCUUGAUUGCACUGAUAACCCGGCGACGCGGUAUCUGAUUUCAGAUACAGCCGUGCUCCUGGGUAAACCAUUGGUUUCGGCUUCUGCGUUGCGCACUGAAGGUCAGCUUAUGGUGUUAAAUCACCCCCCUCGGCCGGUAGGUGACAAGACUGGAGGACCAUGUUAUCGAUGCGUCUUCCACAGACCACCGCCAGCAAAUAGUAUUAUGAGCUGUGCGGAUGGCGGGAUUCUCGGGCCCGUGGUCGGUACAAUGGGUGUGCUUCAGGCAUUGGAGGCGAUCAAGGUGAUAACCUCCCCGGUUGACGAGGCGAGUCAGCCAUCAUUGCUCAUCUUCUCGGCCUAUUCAACACCCCAAUUCCGAACCAUCAAGCUCCGAUCCCGACGACCAAACUGUGCGGUGUGCUCUGCCGAUGCAAGCGUGACAAUGGACACGAUAAGGUCAGGAUCUACUGACUAUGUGUUUUUCUGUGGAACCGUGCAACCGGAAGCUCUCCUCUCACCAGAGGAGCGCAUCUCGCCAUUAGAAUAUCAAGCGAUGUAUCCGCAAAUGGCAGCAGAGACCGCACAAACGACGAAAAAAGAGCCUACAAUCAUUGACGUCCGUGAGAAGGUUCAGUACGAUAUUUGCAGCUUGGAGAAGAGCGUCAACGUUCCCAUCUCGACUAUCCUUUCGGGCACAGCCACAAGUCCUGAUACUGGAGAAUCAACUCUUCCACCAUGGCUUCCCGCCGAUAUCGCCUCCAACUCGACCGACCCCAUCUAUGUGGUCUGUCGCCUCGGAAACGACUCGCAAGUUGCAGUUAAAAAGAUGAAGGAGCUAGGCCUAGACCGCAGCGGGGAACGGGUGAUCGUUGAUAUUCGAGGCGGGUUACGUGCAUGGCGCGAACAGAUCGAUCCGGAGUGGCCUGAAUAUUAG